This is a messenger RNA of Budorcas taxicolor (takin), 6955 nucleotides long. RefSeq names its product helicase with zinc finger (gene HELZ). Gene Ontology annotation, biological process: regulatory ncRNA-mediated post-transcriptional gene silencing. Lineage: Eukaryota; Metazoa; Chordata; Mammalia; Artiodactyla; Bovidae. Bases 149 to 5962 code for a protein of 1937 amino acids. The record is from RefSeq and is a predicted model, not a curated record. Gene Ontology annotation, cellular component: cytosol; P granule. The transcript has 33 exons. Gene Ontology annotation, molecular function: helicase activity; ATP binding; metal ion binding.
GUAGAAAGUAAUGACAGGAAUUGGAUGAAGUAAUUGAUCACUAAAGAACUACGGUGCUGGUGAGAUGUGUAAGAAAUUAUAAAGAGCUCUGAUGGGCUAUUUGGGUAAUACCCAGUGCAGUGAACUGCAGGAUUCUUGUCCCUGAGUCAUGGAAGACAGAAGAGCUGAGAAGUCAUGUGAACAAGCAUGUGAGUCGCUGAAGAGGCAGGACUAUGAGAUGGCCCUCCAGCACUGCACAGAGGCCCUCCUUUCUCUCGGCCAGUACUCCGUGGCUGACUUUACGGGGCCCUGUCCGCUGGAGAUAGAGAGCAUCAAGAUCGAGAGUCUUCUUUAUAGAAUUGCCUCCUUUUUGCAGCUGAAAAACUAUGGGCGAGCUGAUGAAGAUUGUAGGCAUGUGCUGGGAGGAGGACUGGCCGAGGGGGACAGCGCCUUCCAGGCGGUGCUCUGCUGCAUGCAGCUGGAAGGGAAGCUGCAGCCUGUGACCCGCAUUCUCGCCAAGUCGCUGACGGGAGAGUCCCUGAAUGGGAUGGUAACAAAAGAUUUGACAAGGCUAAAAACACUUCUCACAGAAACAGAGACAGCAACUAGUAACGUCCUCUCUGGAUAUCAUGUGGAAGACUUAGAGGAGGGAUCUUGUAAUGGUUGGCAUUUCCGCCCACCACCUAGGGGAAUCACAAGCAGCGAGGAAUAUACUUUGUGUAAAAGAUUUUUAGAGCGAGGAAUCUGUAGGUAUGGCGCGCAGUGCACUUCAGCACAUUCCCAGGAAGAGCUAGCAGAAUGGCAGAAAAGAUACGCUUCACGGUUGAUAAAAUUGAAACAGCAAAAUGAGAAUAAACAGCUCUCAGGCAGUUACAUGGAAACCUUGAUAGAAAAGUGGAUGAAUUCAUUAUCUCCUGAGAAAGUGCUCAGUGAGUGUGUGGAAGGAGUGAAGGUGGAGCAUGACCCCGGUCUGUCCGUCACCGUCAACACCAAAAAGUCCCACCAGACCUGGACCUUCGCUCUCACCUGUAAGCCUGCAAGAAUGCUGUGUCGUGUAGCAUUGCUUUAUGAUGCUCAUCGUCCUCAUUUUAGUAUCAUUGCAAUAUCUGCCGGAGAUAGUACUACCCAGGUAUCACAAGAAGUCCCAGAAAACUGUCAAGAAUGGAUAGGAGGGAAGAUGGCCCCAAAUGGAUUAGAUCAUUACGUGUAUAAAGUCGGGAUAGCAUUUAACACAGAAAUAUUUGGAACUUUUCGCCAAACCAUAGUUUUCGACUUUGGAUUGGAACCAGUACUCAUGCAAAGAGUAAUGAUUGAUGCAGCUUCUACAGAAGAUCUUGAGUACCUGAUGCAUGCCAAACAACAGCUAGUAACUACAGCUAAACGUUGGGAUUCUUCUUCUAAGACUGUUGUAGACUUUGAACCUAAUGAAACUACUGAUUUGGAGAAGAGCCUUCUUAUCAGAUACCAAAUUCCUCUCUCUGCUGACCAGCUGUUUACCCAGUCUGUUUUAGACAAAUCAUUGACCAAGACCAACUAUCAGUCACGGUUGCAUGACCUUCUUUAUAUUGAGGAGAUAGCCCAGUAUAAGGAAGUCAGCAAGUUCAAUCUUAAAGUGCAGUUGCAGAUUCUAGCAAGCUUCAUGCUCACUGGAGUUUCUGGAGGUGCAAAGUAUGCUCAGAAUGGACAACUUUUUGGUCGCUUUAAGCUUACUGAAACACUUUCUGAAGAUACUUUGGCUGGACGGCUGGUGAUGACCAAAGUCAAUGCUGUUUAUUUAUUACCAGUCCCUAAAGAGAAGUUAGUACAGACCCAGGGAACCAAAGAGAAGGUUUAUGAAGCUACUAUUGAAGAAAAAACAAAAGAAUAUAUAUUUUUAAGGAUAUCCAGGGAAUGCUGUGAAGAACUUAAUCUUCGGCCUGAUUACGACACACAGGUUGAACUCCAGUUCCAAUUGAAUCGAUUGCCCCUCUGUGAAAUGCAUUAUGCGCUAGACAGGGUCAAGGACAAUGGGGUUUUGUUUCCAGACAUCGCUAUGGCUCCAGCCAUACCUUGGAGUCCCAACAGGCAAUGGGACGAACAGUUGGAUCCUCGGCUAAAUGCAAAACAGAAAGAGGCUGUUCUGGCCAUUACAACCCCACUUUCAAUACAGCUGCCUCCUGUCCUCAUCAUCGGCCCGUAUGGGACAGGCAAAACAUUCACUCUAGCUCAGGCCGUCAAGCACAUCCUCCAGCAACAGGAGACCAGCAGGAUUCUCAUUUGCACCCAUUCUAAUAGUGCUGCUGAUCUCUACAUAAAGGAUUAUUUACAUCCAUAUGUAGAAGCAGGCAAUCCCCAGGCAAGACCUCUCAGGGUAUAUUUCAGAAACCGCUGGGUGAAGACUGUCCACCCAGUUGUGCACCAGUACUGUUUGAUCUCAAGCGCACAUUCCACCUUUCAGAUGCCACAGAAGGAAGAUAUUCUGAAGCACCGAGUGGUAGUGGUCACAUUGAACACUUCCCAGUACCUCUGUCAGCUGGACCUCGACCCUGGGUUUUUUACUCACAUCCUGUUGGACGAGGCUGCUCAGGCCAUGGAGUGUGAAACCAUCAUGCCUCUGGCACUAGCAACUCGACACACGCGGGUUGUCCUGGCUGGCGACCACAUGCAGCUCAGUCCUUUUGUUUACAGCGAGUUUGCCAGGGAGAGGAACCUUCACGUGUCGUUACUUGAUCGGCUCUAUGAGCACUACCCUGCCGAGUUUCCCUGUAGGAUCCUGCUGUGUGAGAACUACCGCUCCCACGAAGCUAUCAUCAAUUACACCUCUGAGCUCUUCUAUGAGGGCAAGCUGAUGGCCAGUGGAAAGCAACCAGCACACAAGGAGUUCUACCCACUGACCUUCUUCACGGCACGAGGGGAAGACGUGCAGGAGAAAAACAGCACGGCUUUCUACAACAACGCGGAGGUAUUUGAGGUGGUGGAGCGUGUGGAAGAGCUGAGAAGGAAGUGGCCGGUGGCGUGGGGCAAGCUGGAUGACGGCAGCAUCGGUGUGGUGACUCCAUACGCAGACCAGGUGUUCAGGAUCCGUGCCGAGCUCCGAAAAAAGAGAUUAUCUGAUGUUAACGUAGAAAGGGUGCUCAAUGUUCAAGGAAAGCAAUUCAGAGUUUUAUUUCUUAGCACAGUACGUACAAGGCAUACUUGUAAACAUAAACAGACACCAAUUAAAAAGAAAGAGCAGCUGCUAGAAGAUUCCACAGAGGACUUGGAUUAUGGUUUUUUGUCUAACUACAAGCUUCUCAACACUGCCAUCACAAGAGCACAAUCUCUGGUUGCCGUGGUGGGGGAUCCCAUUGCUCUGUGCUCCAUUGGGAGAUGCAGGAAAUUUUGGGAGCGGUUUAUUGCCCUGUGUCAUGAAAACAAUAGCCUGCAUGGAAUCACUUUUGAACAGAUCAAAGCUCAGCUAGAGGCUUUAGAACUAAAGAAGACAUACGUGUUGAAUCCACUGGCACCUGAAUUUAUACCCCGGGCUCUAAGAGUACAGCACACAGGAAACACCAACAAACCACAGCAAUCACCCCCCAAGGGGAAGAGCCUCCAUCACACCCAGAAUGAUCAUUUCCAGAAUGAUGGAAUUGUUCAGCCCAAUCCCUCUGUGCUUAUUGGCAAUCCUAUCAGAGCAUACACUCCUCCACCUCCUCUUGGACCUCACCCAAAUUUGGGGAAAUCUCCAAGCCCUGUUCAAAGAAUCGAUCCUCACACUGGGACGAGUAUUCUUUAUGUACCUGCUGUCUAUGGAGGGAAUGUCGUUAUGUCCGUGCCUUUACCUGUGCCAUGGACAGGAUACCAGGGCAGGUUUGCGGUCGAUCCUCGGAUCAUUACACACCAGGCAGCAAUGGCCUACAACAUGAACCUCUUACAGACACAUGGACGUGGGUCUCCUAUUCCUUACGGCCUCGGGCACCACCCACCUGUCAGCGUAGGGCAGCCACAGAGUCAGCAUCAGGAGAAGGACCAACAUGAGCAAAGUCGAAACGGUAAGAGUGAUACAAAUAAUCCUGGCCCUGAAAUCAGUAAGGUUCGGACGCCGGAGAAGAAACCCGCAGAAGCCAAACAGAUUGAUUUGGAAUCAAACCCACAGAACAGAAGUCCUGAAUCACGUCCUGGCAUUGUUUAUCCCAAUCCCAAAUUUCAUCGCAAAGAUAAUCUCACCCCAAGACACAUAAACCUUCCUCUCCCGGCCCCCCACGCACAGUACGCCGUCCCCGGUCGUCAUUUUCAUCCGCUCCCACAGCUCCCGAGACCACCCUUCCCAAUUCCGCAGCAGCACGCCUUGCUGAAUCAGCAGCAGAGUACCUUGCCUGAACAGCCGAGCCCCGUGCCAGCCCAGCCCAGUCAGGUGGCCCCUCAGCUGGGCCCGCCACCGCCUCAGCUCUCCCCUGCCUACCCAGCCGGCCCCGGCAGCGCUUUUUUCAAUAACGCGGUUCCCCACCGACCACAGUCCCCGCCCGCGGAGGCUGUGGUUCCCGAGCAGCAGCCCCCCCCCGUGCUGCCGGAGGGCCACAGUCCCCUGCGGGCCCUCGCGCAGCCCGGCCCCAUCCUGCCUUCACCUCUGAACAGCUUCCCGGACGAGAGCCCCCCGGGCCUGCCGAUGGGGGAGGCUUUGGAUCGUGUGCACGGGGGCGUGGCUCUGGAGACCCUGAGGCAGCAGCACGUGCGGCUGCAGCAGUGGGGCGAGCACCACGCCUGCCUCAGUCAGGGUGGCCUCCCCUACCCGCACCACCCCCACCCGCACCCGCACCUCCAGCACCUUCCCCAGCCGCCCGUUGGACUGCAUCAGCCCCCAGCGAGAGCGGACUGGAAGCUCCCCAGCAGUGCCGAAGAUGAAGCGGAAACAACUGACUCACGGUUUCAAGACUUACUCAGAGAACUGUCUAAUCGUGAGCAAAGUGAAACACGGGAACUAGCUGAAAUGCCACCACCUCAAUCAAGACUUUUGCAAUAUAGACAAAUUCAGACUAGGAGCCCACCAGCAGCCCCCUCGCCCCCGUCCAGCGCAGACCCCAGCACCCACUUUCCAAACUUCCCUGACAGCAGCAGAGACCUGGAAGUGGCCAACAGCCCGUCGUUCCCGCAGCGCCUGCCGCCCCCAGUGUUUAGCUCUCCUUUCUCGUUGCCGUCAGAGCACCUCACCCCUCCUCUGAAAUACCUGGCACCUGAUGGAGCUUGGACUUUUGCUAACUUACAGCAGAAUCACCUGAUGGGGCCGGGUUUCCCCUACGGCCUACCUCCAUUGCCUCAUAGGCCCCCGCAGAACCCUUUUGUGCACAUGCAGACCCACCAGCCCGCUGUUGGCCAGGAGCCGCUCCAGCCGCUGUCCUCUCGGACAGUGUCGUCCUCUUCGCUCCCCAGCUUAGAAGAGUAUGAACCCAGAGGACCGGGUCGGCCCUUGUACCAAAGAAGAAUCUCAUCUAGCUCAGUGCAGCCUUGUUCUGAAGAAGCAAGCACUCCUCAAGACAGUCUUGCUCAGCGUAAAGAGCUUCAGGACCAUGAUAACCAGUCUCCUUUCGCCUUUUCCUCCCCGGAGUCCUGGGUGAACGCCACCUCAUCCAGCCCCUACCAGAACAUUCCAUGCAGUGGAUCCAGCAGGCCAGCCCAGCCCAGAGAGUCGGCAGCUCCACCCAAGACCGUCAAAGCCCCCGUGGAGCAUCUGAAGCCUGAGAGCCUUGAGGGGCCCGGUUCCUUCGAUUACAGCGUGCUGCAGCAUCUCGGCCAGUUCCCCCCGCUCCUGCCCGCCAAGCAGAUCGCCGAGUCGGCCAGCAGCAGCAGCCCGCAGAGCUCCGGGGGCGGCAAGCCUGCCAUGUCCUACGCCAGCGCGCUGCGGGCCCCUCCAAAGCCCAGGCCUCCGCCCGAGCAGGCCAAGAAGAGCAGCGACCCUCUGUCUCUGUUUCAAGAACUCAGCCUGGGGAGCUCAGCCGGCAGCAAUGGCUUUUACUCCUAUUUUAAGUAAUCCCUUUUUUCCUCCAGGGAGAAUGUUCUAAUUUCUGUAUCAGUAGAGCUAAGGUAGCCAGCCUUCACCUGUAGCUGCACAGUUUCCUUUGUUUUCACGUUAAAUAUGUUCUCACUUAAUUGCUUUGCUGCUAGACUUGCAACUAAUUUUUUUAAAGUAUAUUCCAUUAUUUGCAUUUUUGACGUGAGUCAGAAUUUUGACAGCUUUUAUGUGGAAUAAAAAAAUAUUUUUAAAUUUGUGUAUUAUAUACGUUUGCAUCAAGCUAGCAGCUAAGAAGUUAAUUGUGCAACUAUUAAAAAAAAAGAAAAAAAAGUUUGUCUAAAAUGUAUUUAAAGAGAAAAAAAAUUGUAAGUAGCAUUUACAUUUAUUCAAUAAUAUUACCAUAUGCUGGGUUUCUGUACCAGAAAUGGCCAGUUGAUGUACAGAUGUAUGUUAUUUUUGCUUAAAUUCAUUGAAAAUUUUUUAAAAUAAAGGGGCAGCAUCUUCUGAAUACUUUUAAGUUUCAUCAGCUUUUUUUGGUGGCAAGGUGCUGCCCUUGAAAACUUUUAUAGGUUUAGACUGGAUGACGCGCUGUCGUCCUCUCCAUCCACCGCAGGACAGAGGCAAAGGCAUUCUUUGCAGGUGUAUGUCCUACGCCACAACAUGGGCAUACAUAGUUAUUUUUUGGACAAGCUACUCUUCAAGCUUGUUUUUAAUGUUAAUUUGAUAGUGUGGUUUUUUUUAAACAAAUCAUGAAGCUGAAAAAUUUUUAGGAUUGUUGGUGCUUAGUAGACUUGAUAACUAUUUUAAAAAUGCGUGAAUUUAGUAGAAUCUUUUUUUCCCCACUCUGCAUGUGUGGAUGUCUGUAAUCUGGCCCCCCCCGACCCCCAGUGGUAUAAAGAACUGUGCCGCUCUAAGGUGUCUUUUCCCUCUGGUAAAAAUUUUGGUACCUUAUUUGAUGUUUACAUUAAAAUGUGACAUUAUACAUGGCAAAUUCAAAUAUUUUGCUAACUG